GCAUCGUCAAACAUCCGCUUCUUGGACCUUAUUGUAUUCCCCACACAUCGUCAAUCCGUUGGAAGACGGCUGAAUCCUUCUUUGGGCUUCACCUCCAUCUUCUCACCUGUGACGCUACCCCUCCUUUCAUGCUCAAAUUCUGUAUUUGGCUUCUUCUCGGGCUUGCUUCUCGGCCUCGGCCUGACGCCUUGUCUCAUAACUGCGCUAUGCAUCAUCCAUUUCCUAUUCAGGUUUUGACAUUCUCUUCAGCAGGUUCAUUCGUCUGCACUUUGCGUCAGGUGCUUGUCUGUCUGAGCACCCUUUUUCGGCUUCAUCCAUUCUCGUCUCAUUGCAUCUGCCUCCGACAAUAAGUCAGCUGCCUUCCUGGCUCGUUCCUCUUCAGCCGCUUUGCUUCCGCGUCACCUGCCUGCAUCACAGAAUCCUGAAAUUUCUGAAGCAGACGCCUCCCUCCCUGGUCAUUCAGCCAAGUACCAGAAACAUUCGCCAAAAGAGAGCUCAGCAUCGCUGCGGUAGGGUACUUCGUGACACGAAACUGAAAGUACAGACAAGCGCUCUGGACGAUGGAGACAUGAAUGGUCUGUUAGUAGUCAACAAAGUGGUUGUGCUGGUUGUUAUCCUUGAUUCUCAGCACGGACAAAAAACAUGCUGCAGCAGCAGCACCCCUGCAAGUCUGCGGCACGGCAGUUAUCCUAUCUCG
This is a messenger RNA of Suillus clintonianus, 697 nucleotides long. RefSeq lists its product as uncharacterized. The transcript has a single exon. The record is from RefSeq and is a predicted model, not a curated record. Bases 129 to 350 code for a protein of 73 amino acids. Lineage: Eukaryota; Fungi; Basidiomycota; Agaricomycetes; Boletales; Suillaceae.